CCGAACGCAAUCCUCCCGAAGACAACCCCAAGAAAUAUCAUGUCGGACUUUGCAGCUUUCCUUGGUCAGGCUCCGCCGGUGAGCAGGUAUGUUAAUCCUCUUAGCCGAGAGAUCCCCGCACCCCCUUGGAAAGUCCCUUGGUUCGGAGGGGGGGGGUUGGGCUGUGGUUUCAAUGUGUUAUCUUUCUUCGUGCUGUGCUGCGGCGGCGGUGAUGUGGAAUAUGCCAAACUGAUGGAUCGAUGAAAUUUUUAGGGUCUUUGCUGGGCUCACGUUUUUGUUAUCGUUCUCUGCUCAUGUUUUGAGGAUCCAAGCCGUCCAUCCAUACUACUUAACAUGGUAUGCACCUAUGGUGUUUAAUACUACACGGCCGGAAGUAUGGAGGAUCGUGACCUCGUUUAUGAUAUCAAGACCUGGCAUGGUAUGAGUUGUUAUACCUCUCCCCUUCCACGCGGUGAGGCAUAUGCUUACUGUCUCUCAUAUAGUCGGUUCUCCUGACACCUUUCUUCCGUGAGCAGCCAACCCCGAUAUUACGCUCACUUUUCAGUUACCGGUAUAGCUGACUGCUCUUUUUCUUUUUCUUCUCUCCGAUGAAGUGUAUAAAUACUGCAGCGAGUAAGUGCAACCAAGCCUGUGAGAUUUUGGCGGUGGGUCGCUGAUAUGUGAAUUUAGUUGCGAGACAAAAAAGUUUCUGAGAUCCGGAGACUUAUUAGUAUUUGUGCUCUUUUGUGGAUUUGUGAUUCUGGUAGGUGGCCAUACGAAGUCCUAUAACCAACAAAUAUCACAUACCAUCCCCCACCCCACGCAACCCCUGCAAUCACGCGCAAUCGCAUAACAAACGCUAACCUAGCCUACCAAACCCGCAGCUCCUAAACACCUUCAUCCUGCAAGGAAUGCUCCUUUGUAGCGCCAUGACUAUCGCCCUGGCAUACUACUGGACCGCUCUCGAGAGCAAGGAUAACUCAGUCAACUUCUUCAUCGUCCGCUUUCCAGUGAAGUACCUCCCUUGGGUCAUGAUUUUCGUCACUUUAGUGGCAGAAGAUGUCGGCUCAGCCCUCGUCGAGGGAACCGGCAUCAUAGCAGCGCACCUCUACCUCUUCCUCACAAACAUCUGGCCCCGCGUUGCCGGCGGUCGACACGUAAUCUACACUCCGCAAUGGGUCUACAGGUUAUUCGAGGAGCACGGUGAUCCGGCCGCUAGGGGUAUUCGUGCUGGCGCCUCGCCUUCUGUGGCUGCGACGGGGCCUGCUGGAGGCGCGGGUGCUACUGGGAGGAGCGCGUUUGCGCCGUCAGGGACUUGGACGCAUAGGGGGCAAGGGCAUCGAUUGGGGAGCUAGCCGGUUUCCCGAGCUGGGGUUGGGGUGGAUAUAAUGGAUUAAAUCAAGUAGGUACGAUAGGCAGUAUGAGGUUGGUUAGAAAAAUAUACCUGGCUUUCCCUCUUGACUCUGUUUUGUGUUGCCCUAUACAGUCUACUGUGUGUUCGUCUAUCGGCAUGCCGAGGUGGAAACGGGUUCUUUGUAUCGCAUUUCCAGGCACGGAAAAACCUAGUUACUGGAUUAAACCGGAUUGUGCAUCAUCUUUUCCACUGU
This is a messenger RNA of Tuber aestivum (summer truffle), 1586 nucleotides long. The record is from the annotation of a GenBank genome assembly. NCBI's taxonomy places the organism in Eukaryota, Fungi, Ascomycota, Pezizomycetes, Pezizales, Tuberaceae.